UCCCCCUCUCUCUCUCACUGACACACACCCAGACCCAGCAGAAAACCCUAAUCCCACCCAUAAUCCUCUCUUCUCUUCGAAUUCGAAUAAGAGCCACCACCCACCACCCACCAUCCCACUUCAGAGCUCAAACUCAUCGCCGAGCCUUUCUCUCCCUUCUCUCUCUGUCGCCCUCUCUGUCCGAGUUCUCUCUGUAGCUGCUUCGCUACUCCUCGUCGUGGAUCGUCGCCGCUUCUGUGCUCCUCGCCGUGGAUCGUCGCUGCUUCUCCCCUCCUCGCCGGCGUCGUUUCUGCUUCUCUGCUCCGCACCGUGUCUCGUCGUCGUUGCUUCUCUUCUUCGCGUGGAGUCUGGCAGUCGCUGAUUUUCUACCUUUCGUCGUGUCUCAAGUCUCUGGUCUCUGCUUCAACCCUCUCAGGUCUCAGGUCUCAAGUCUCUUCUUCUCUGCUUCAAGCCUUCAACCCUCUCAGGGAUGCCGGAGGGUAAACUGCUGGUUGGACUUUCAUGGCAACCACAGCUGUUGAUUCCAUCAUCAUCAAAAGCCACAGAUGCUUGUCAUAACAAACCUCAAAGUGAGACAUCUAAUAGUAGUCUUUGGAAACCCAAUACAGAGCUUGUUGAUGGCCUUUUUGUUCCUCCUAAUGAUCCUAGAAAGUUAAACAAAUUACUGAGAAAACAAGCUAAAGAUACUGCUGGAAAAGAUUGGUUUGACAUGCCUGCUCAAACCAUCACUCCUGAGUUGCAGACAGAUCUAAAGUUGUUGAAGUUGAGGUCUGCGUUAGAUCCAAAACGGCAUUAUAAGAAGGAUGAUUCUAACUCAAAGGCACUUCCCAAGUAUUUCCAGGUGGGAACAGUUGUAGAAGAUGCAUCAGAAUUCUACUCGGAAAGAUUAACAAAGAAGGAGAGGAAAGCAACCAUUGCAGAUGAGUUGCUUUCUGAUCAAAAGCUUGCGGCAUAUAGGAAGCGAAAGGUACGUGAAAUUGAAGAACAAAAUCGAACUGUGGGGAAUACCAAGUGGAAGAUUAGGGGUCAGAAUUCCUGGAAGCGAGCAAAGGAAAGGAGGGUUUAUUGAAUUUCAAUCACUUUGGAAAAUUCAUAGAUGCUAUUUUGCCUUUUUUUUGGGGUGAAUA
This is a messenger RNA of Arachis duranensis, 1127 nucleotides long. RefSeq names its product rRNA-processing protein fcf2. Lineage: Eukaryota; Viridiplantae; Streptophyta; Magnoliopsida; Fabales; Fabaceae. Gene Ontology annotation, cellular component: nucleolus. Bases 470 to 1069 code for a protein of 199 amino acids. Gene Ontology annotation, biological process: RNA processing. Gene Ontology annotation, molecular function: RNA binding. The transcript is spliced from 6 exons. The record is from RefSeq and is a predicted model, not a curated record.